This is a messenger RNA of Drosophila takahashii, 283 nucleotides long. RefSeq lists its product as uncharacterized. NCBI's taxonomy places the organism in Eukaryota, Metazoa, Arthropoda, Insecta, Diptera, Drosophilidae. The record is from RefSeq and is a predicted model, not a curated record.
CAAGUCUAAAGAACUAAAGAUGUCGCCUAAGUUUGCACUUGCAAUUCUGCUCUUCAGCUGCGUUCUCCUGGGAAUCGCCAGUGCCCAGCAAUAUAGGUAUCCCCAGACAUAUAAUCGGCCAAAGGUGGCCGCUCGUAAUCUGGAUGGCGGUGGCCCCUUACCUCCCAACUUCCCCCCACCAGCCGGCGGUCCUCUAGAUGGCGGUGCUGUUAACCCGGACUGCAUGCCCAAUCAAUUGGCCAGCAACACUGUCGACAACAAGAAGCCGAGGUCGAGGCACUAG